Molecule: messenger RNA, 3297 nt
Organism: Seminavis robusta
Lineage: Eukaryota; Bacillariophyta; Bacillariophyceae; Naviculales; Naviculaceae
Source: the annotation of a GenBank genome assembly
GCUGUUUCCAACCGAGGCAACAAGAAACAAGAAAGCAGCAUCGAGACCUGGACAUCCACAAUGGUUUGUGGCGGCAACGCGGCAACCAAAACAUCCAAACCAUGAUGAUCCACCAAGUCUCUGCCGCCUUGACCAGACGCUGUUGUCAUCGUGCCAAUGUAAUCCGCUGUUUUUCGGCUAUUGACAAGGUUGCUGAGAAUAAGAUUGCCGAAUGGCUGCAUCAACGAGGCGAUAAAAUGCUGGAACACGGGAAAAAGCUCCCCUCGGACAUCCACAAGGCACCCGCGUAUUCCCUUGGAUUGCGAGACGAUUACGUGCACACCAAGAUUCUAGCCGACAACAACAUACGACCCGAGAGUGUUCAGCGACGAAUCGACUUGGAUCAAGCUUGGAAGGAAACCAGUGACAAGAUACGUGCGAGCUUUGAGAAGAGCGGCCAGAGUGUGGCGGAAUUCAUCAGAGCUUCAACCACGAAGAAAGAGUUUCAGCAAGACAUGGACAAGUUGCAUCACAUGGCAAAGAGAGUCAACGAUGCCAUUAUAGACGAUUCGUUGCGCUUCAACGGACGGUCACCAGUGCCUCAUGCUCGACGCUUUCAUUUUGAGGAACGGAUCAAGGAAGCUAUUGAGAACAACCAAUAGGCUAUACAAGCCAGCCAACAACAAAUCGCAGCAGCAAGUCUCAAAAAUUCUUCUAUCUUUAUUCAAAGUAUGCUGUCUCAUCGAAGGUUCGCUGUCCGGUUCCUACUCAUCUUGGUACGGUACUCCCCCUCGCUAGCUGCCUGGCGUAGAUCCUAGCUACCGGAGCAGAUAGUCUGCGGGGCGGUGAAGCUUCAGACCUUUGGCACAGAGUUUCCAUGGCAUCUUGUAUCCGUGGCAGUGUCUUUUCCGGGGUCAACAUCCAGUGGCCAUGAUCACACCCUCGAAAGACCACGACAUUCAGGUUGCCCUUCUCAAAGUAUCCAUCCGGGGUUGAGUCCAAAUCCUCGAUCUGGCACUCCUCAUGUUGCUUCAGAUAGGAUUCUUGGACGUCGGAUGGAGCCACUCGGUCAUCGCCACUCAAAAACACCACGGUAGGGACAUCUUGUUCCAUCAAUUCUUCCAAUAGCAGAUUGCCCCGUACCCAACUAAAGUGCCGUUGGACGGACCAGUUUACCAUCAUGUCCGUUCGAAUGAGGUAUCCAACGUCGCCAGGGUCUGGUUGAUUGUACACCACCGAUCGCGUCAGAGAACUGUCGUACAGACAAAAGCAAACGGGGUCCAUAAACACAAGUCCUGCGACAAUGUCAGGAGCAUAUUUGAUCACAUAGCUCAACCAAAAAGUGCCAAAAGAAUGACCGGCAAAGGUGGCUUGGGUAUAGCCAUGAGAUGCCAACAUGGUAGCGAGUGUGGUAGCCACCUGAUCGGGGUUGAGGCAUUCGCCGGGAAACACCCAUGGUCGCAUGGCAGAGACGGUGGAUAUUUCUGGCAGAAAGAUGGGUCGACCCGAUGACAUCAUCUUGAAAAUAAGUGGCAGGUACACCACGGGGCCCACCCCAAUGCCAUGGAUAAAGACCAAAGGUGUCGUCUCCUUGUCUUGUUGGGGACUACCGGGAUGGUAGUAGUAGACUGCCUUCUUGUUUACGCGGCAUCGUCGAAAUCCAGCAAACCACAGUGCCACACGAAGCACCACCUCUAGAAGGAAAAAGACCAAGUGAAUUGUCAAGGGCGCAACGCGGAUACCUGGUGAAGGGAAAGAUGACGCGGAAAUGUGAAGUGAGUGUGAAAUCACGACUUGAAUCUUUCUUUCAGCACAUCACAACCAAAUUGAAACGCACCUAGAAGAGGAUCAGCCGUGGGUCGUCCAAAGCGUCUCGAUUGCUUCUCUUCUUCAUCAUCAGAAGGCUUCUCGGUAAAAGUUUCGUGACACUCGGUCAUCUUUCUCAUGAUUUCAGCCAAUUCGGCCUCGGGGAUGGCUUUGCUGUUGGUCAGGGACUUGUCCAACAACUUCCGGUGUGCAUCAAACACCAGUUUUUUGGAUGGACGAGGCAUGGCUCGGGCGGCCACCUCAUUGUCCAGGUUCUUCAUGGAUUUCCUCUUCUCCUUCUGAAUCAAUCGUCGGGCGUGACUCACAAAGCUAUCAAGUUGAUCGUGCUCUUCAGUUGUCAAGUGCUCUUGGUUGCGUCCAUCAAAGUAGCACCAGCACACAAAGUUUUGCAAUUCGUGCUGAGAAAUGUCAUCAAUGGUUACAUCAAAGAACCAGCUCUCAAAGUACGCAGCUACAUCUGAAGAUUUCGCUUGCAUCACACGACCCCAGAGUCGUUGGCGUUCCUCCAAUGUAAGAAUGUGCGCCGAACUGAGAUAGGCUUCGAGAGGAUCCACCGACUGCAAGUACGCAAUCUUGGCCCGCAUGAGAAGAUAAAAACCGAGUUCGGCAACCAUCACAAUGUCAACCCACAGGGGCACAGCUGGCAUGGCAUUGACAAUGUCUAGCAACCCUUGAGGGAGGAAGUCACAGAGUGACCCGCAACCCCAGUGUUCCAACACUCUGAAAGGCAGAGCGAAGAGAAGCAUCCAAGGAUACAGAACAUCCCAGAAUGACAUCAAUAUUCCAACAGGGCUGAAUCGACCCACCGCGUGGGGAUCUCGUGGCAGCUGCAAACGACAAGUCCAAUGACAUUGAAGACAGCUAGAUUAGCAUUGCUUUGCACAUAAGGAAGCACGAGGAUCGCGGCAACAUACACAAAAACGCCGCGAACACAUUGUUCAACUAACCUUGCUGUGGUCCAGCUCUUGCAGAUCUCGUGAAUAGCGAUGCAUUAGUGCUUGAUUAUGAUUGAGGAAGUUGGUUUGUGAGGAUGUCAGUUUUUGUGUUGAUCCAGUGAUCCAGUCAACUGCGGCCCUUUUUGUCUCCACGGCUGAAUGGCCAGUUUGUGGGUGACUGGUGAAUCCUUGAUCAACCAAUGGUGACGGUAAAAUGACGACCACAGUACCGGUAGUACUGUACGGAGAAUUCUGGGGUGUGCGGCGAUACGGUUGCUCCUUGUUUGAGGAAGCAAUUGUUUUAUCGGGAAGCUGGGCCUGCAAGAUCCAAUGCUGAUCAACCCUAGGUAUUGUAUGACUGCAAUCUUGUGUUAUGGUUGACCCAGGAAUGAUUUAGGUAAUACAGUACAGAGGAUUCUCAGUUGGCGGGGUGCUGAAUAGAAACCUCAUACGAUUUUAGCAAAAAGUUAAGUAGGUUUUAAUCAGCACAAACUGCCGAAUCGCUAAAACACAAACCUACCCUCACGGGUAUGGUGCUGCAACAUGGAGUAGAAAU